Fonticula alba is the source of this 387-nucleotide messenger RNA. RefSeq lists its product as hypothetical. Lineage: Eukaryota; Rotosphaerida; Fonticulaceae. The transcript has a single exon. The record is from RefSeq and is a predicted model, not a curated record. The coding region runs from base 1 to 306 and encodes 101 amino acids.
AUGAUCGCGGGCGACACCGGGGCCUCGGCAUCGUGCGUCACCAACAUCGCGGGCAAGAAGCACCCGAUGCUGGGGGUGUCAGCCGCCGGGACGACCGGGACCGCAGGCCCGCUGGCCCCAGACCAGGAGGGUGUCUUCGGCACGGGAACCGGGCUGGCCACAGUGCACAGCACCGACAGCAGCAUCCUCUUCGGUGGCAGCGAGCUUGGCCUGGGCAGCGACCACCUAGCGGCAUCCAGCAAGAGCCGCGACACCUUUGUCGCCACACCUUCCGACUCGUGCGCUGACAUAUUCCCCCUGCUUUGAGGGCGGUGCGGGGGCAGCGCGGCUGCCAUGUGGCCAGGUGCCACAGACCGAGGCCGGCACCCUCCUGCACGACAGGUUCAG